AUGGCGAGCAGGAAGAUCAAAGAUGUCCGUAAACGUCGCGCUCCUACGCCAAGUGGAGGCGCAUCUGAUGCACCUUCCUUCAAUCCUUUUGCCUCCGCUGCCCCGGCCGCCCCGGCUCCUCCAUCCUCUGGAUUCACAUUUGGUCAAAGCCAGAGCUUCCCUGGCGCAAGCUCAACGCCAGCGCCUAACCAGGGUGGCAUGUUCUCUUCGGGGGCGAACGGCCAAUCCGGCUUCAGCUUCGGUUCCAACCCUACUUCUUUCGGAUCUCCACCACCGAGCAAUCCGUUUUCUGUGAACACAUCAUUUGGGGGAAAUUCUCAGCCGAGCACCAAUGGAUUCAGUUUCGGGGGUUUCAAUGCUGGAGGCCAGGGCUCUCAAUCUUUCCCUGGGUUCGGAGCUCAGCAAAACACGAGCACGCCAACGAAACCUGGGAUGUUCGGGCAACAAACUGCACAAGGGACCGCUUCCCCUGCCGACGAUAGCAUGCAAACUUCGCCAGAUGCCAAGCCGAAGUCGAUGUUCGCAUCGCAGCCAGCUGUCGGAGGACCUCCCCCUACCAAUCCAUUCGCAAACCUCUCGGGCCAGGGUGUAUCCAAUCCGUUCGCACCACCCAAGGCAACAACCACAGAUCAGACGGCUUCCAAGCCUGCAGAAGCUCCGGCAUUCAAGCCUCUCUUCGGAGCAACUCCUGCGGCAUUGAAGCCAUCCGAGGGAGAUAAAGACAAGCCGGCAGUGAAUAUCUUUGCACCAAAGACAACCACGACUGAUGAGACGGCUUCCAAACCUGCGGAAGCUCCGGCAUUCAAGCCUCUCUUUGGAGCAACUCCUGCGGCAUCGAAGCCAUCCGAGGGAGAUAAAGACAAGCCGGCUGUGAAUAUCUUUGCACCAAAGACAACCACGACCGUUGAGACGGCUUCCAAGCCUGCCGAAACUUCCCCCUUCAAGCCUCUGUUUGGUGCUGCAGCGUCGAACCCCUCAGAGGGAGAGAAAGAGAAACCGGCCGUGAGCAAUCCGUUCGCGAAUCUCUCAACGCAAGCUUCAAAUAACACCAACCUGUUUGGCGCAAAGACGCCAACAGAGGAAACACCGGCAAAGCCUGCCGAGGCUACAAAGCCUUUCGGGUCCUUGUUCGGGUCAACCACAGCCCCCAAGCCCUCAGAGCCUGCUGGCAACUUAUUCGCACCCAAGCCAGCUGGAGACGGGUCUGCACCUAGCAAUCCAUUUGCGAACCUAUCAGGUCAGAGUUCGUUGAGUAAUUUGUCCUCGCCAAAGGUCACUGGGUCUGAGGAGAGUGCUGGGAAGCCUGCGGCGGCGACUCCCUUCAAGUCCUUGUUUGGUGCCCCUGCGGCGUCGAAGCCUGCGGAGGCUGAGAAAGAGCAGACGAGCCAACCGGCAUUCGGCAACAUGUUUGCACCAAAGCCGGCCGCUGACAAUGCGGCUGCAAAGCCUGUCGAGGAGACUCCAUUCAAGCCGAUGUUUGGUGUAUCUGCGACGCCGAAGCCUUCAGAGGCCGAGAAAGAGAAGCCAGCAGCCAGUAGUAUCUUUGCCCCGAAGUCCACAGAUGGAGAGCAGACUCCUGCGAAGCCUGCAGCGGUCCAGCCGUUCGGGUCUUCGUUCGGGGCGUCUUCCGCAUUGUCGAAGCCUGGGGAUGAGCAGACCACCCCCGCAAAGCCUAGCAAUCCAUUUGCGAACUUGUCAGGACAGACACCCGCUGGCAAUCCUUUUGCGCCUAAGCCAGUGACGACGGAGCAAAACGAGCAGACAGCUGAAAAGCCCGAGGCAACUCCAUUCAAAUCCCUGUUCGGGUCAAAUGCAGUUUCAAAGCCGGCUGAAAAGGAACAAUCAGGCGCAGAGGACAAUGUCACUGUGAAUGGAGAAAAGAAGGCCUUGAAUGACUUGGCCAGCCCUGUCAAACAGAGCGCGAACAACAUGACCUCAAGUUCAUUCGCUCCUUCCUCUGUUACUGCUUCUGGCGUUCCUACCUCUCACUCCAAAGCCAACGCGUCCACAUCUCGUUUACCUGGCACGUCGUCUUCAACUUCUUCAUCUUCCCCCUCCUACAUUCUUCCGCCGGAUAUUCUUUCUGCUACGCUUGAUUUUUCAAACCCAGACAGUCUUUUACCCAGACCUAACAUACCUGUUACCUUUGAUCUCCCUGAUCCCGACGAAAACAUGCCUUCCGGUAUCAAAGACUCAGAGUGGGACCGUAAGAGUGUCAACAAGCUGGUUUACUGCCGCUACUUGACUGAGUCUUUCAAAGCCGAGAUCGCGAAAAUUGAUCCUCAGACUGAUUGCCCUGACGAUAUCAUUAUGCUUUACGCUGAAAUGCGCCGCCAGAUGGGUGUUCCAAUCGGCUCGAGUGAAAUGAUCGAGCAUGAGAUUAUGUUUGGCACCUUGCGUCCUAACCCCGACUAUGUUAAAGAUGCUGCCCCUGCUACUGCCACCACAGUCCCACAGGCUUCCGCUCCUGUCGCUGCUACCGCUGCUCGUCCUACGGCCUCUGUUGCUCCUGCUGCUUCGCCUCAGCCAGUGAAGGGUGAUACUUCUAACACUGUCAAUGCGUUCGCCCGAUCUUUCUCGUCUCCUGCUCCCGCCCCUGUCUCUGCUCCCACUGUCUCUUCUGUCACCUCUUCCGCCUCCGCUGCGACCUUCCCUGCUCCUACUACCACUUCCUCCUCUGCCACCCCAGCCAUCUUUGCCUCCGCUGCCGGGCUUUCCCCGACCCCGGCCACUCCAUCUCUGUUCGCCGCGCCAUCUUCCACCCGCUCUUCCCUUGCUCCAUCUUCGUCUGAUUCUCAGAAAUCGACCUCCAUGCCUUCUGCUCCCAAGAUCGAUGGUAGCGGUUUCAGGCCCUCAGCUCAAGCAAUUGCGGAUGCGCAGAAGACCAAAGGAAAGGCCGAAGAGUCCGACUCGUCCGACUCAGAAGAUGAGGAGAAGGCUGCUUUCCGCGCUAAACUCGCGGCUGCUCCCAAGAUGCGCACUGUCUAUGUUCCCGGCCAGGGCUUCAAGAACGUCCCAGAUGACAGUGCUUCUGCUCCUGCGCCCGCUGCGCCCGCUCCUGCUGCCAAUCCCGCCCCUGCUUCUUCGCUUUUCGGAGCGGCUGCCAAACCUGCCGCUUCUAGUUCCCUCUUUGGGGUCCCAUCUACUGGUGCCAAUUCGUCCGAGUCUUCUUUGGCAUCUACUCCUGCUGCUGCCAGUCCAGCUCCUACUUCUUCACUGUUCGGAACAGCUGCCAAUCCUCCCGCUUCUAGUUCGCUCUUUGGGGUUCCUGCUAGCGGUUCCAGUUCCGCUGGCUCUUCAGUCUUCGGUACUGCUCCUCCUAUGACCAGCUCAACCUCUUCCAUCUUUGGCGGUUCUACCCAGCCCGUUCCCGCUACUCAAAACAUCUUUGGCGGGCUGAAGCCUACAUCACCCAAGCGCAAGGCUUCGGCCGACGAUAGCGACAGCGAGGAUGAUUCCUCAGCCAAGAAGUCCAAGCCUUCACCUCCUUCUGCUCCCACCGGUGGUAGUCUCUUUGGCCGUGUUUCCACACCGACUCCGUCGGCUACUGGACAAAACUUCACAUGGCAGCCCAACACGCCAAUUCAGUUUGGCAACUCGCAGCCUGCAAAUGGUCAAAACAGCGAGACUACUGCCGCUGCUCCUGCUACCAGUUCCGCUCCCGCUGCCAACCCCGCCCCUACUUCUUCACUGUUCGGGGCACCUACAACGGCCACUCCUUCCGCUGCUUCUCAACCCGCCACUGCCACUGUUGAUGGCAGUGCCGAUGACGAAGAGGGUGAGCCUGGCGAAAUUUUCGACCUAGCCCAGAGCAACGGCGGCGAAGAAGAGGAGACGGUCGUAUUUGAGGAGAAAUGCCGGGCUUUUAAGCUCACUACCGGCUGGACCUCCCAGGCCAAUGGGCCUGUCCGCCUGCUCAAGCACCCCGUCACAGGGCGUGCGCGCAUUGUCGUCCGUGCCGAGCCUAGUGGAAAUGUUGUGCUGAACACCCUCCUGAAGAAAGAGUUGGUGUACUCAAUGACCACAAACAGCGUUCAGCUGAUGGUGCCGGUGGAGGGCGGCACGGCCUCACAGUGGGCCAUCCGAGUAAAACGGGAGAAGCUCAAUGAGUUCUUCAAUCUGGUGCAAGAGAUCAAGAACUAG
This is a messenger RNA of Penicillium arizonense, 4143 nucleotides long. RefSeq lists its product as uncharacterized. NCBI's taxonomy places the organism in Eukaryota, Fungi, Ascomycota, Eurotiomycetes, Eurotiales, Aspergillaceae. The coding region runs from base 1 to 4143 and encodes 1380 amino acids. The transcript has 2 exons. Gene Ontology annotation, biological process: intracellular transport. The record is from RefSeq and is a predicted model, not a curated record.